GUUUUACCAUAAACAUAACAUUUUCGCCGGAUUGUGUACGAGGUGCUAUCCAAUAUAAACCUCGUGAUGAUGACAUAUUUGUCGUGACCUUUCCAAAAUGUGGAACUACUUGGACCCAACAUAUUGUACAUAAUAUUCUAAACAAGGGAGAAACAUUUAAAAGUUUCGAAGAUGUUCAAAAACGCAGUCCUUUCAUAGAAAUAGUGGGGCCAAAUUUUGUAGAAAAUAUGAUUCAUCCUGGAGCCAUUAAAACACACCUGCCGUUUCAUAUGUGCCCCUAUUCACCUAAUGCCAAAUACAUCUACGUAGCUAGAAAUCCUAGAGACUGUUGUGUGUCCUUCUAUCAUCACACCAAAAUGUUUCCAGAAUAUCAUUUUCAAGAUGGAAGCUUCGACGACUUUUUCGAGGUCUUCAUCAAUGGCGAAACCGAAUGGGGAGAUUACUUUGAUCAUCUUCUUUCCGGGUACGAACACAGAAAUGAUCCCAACGUCUGCUUUAUAACAUACGAAGAAAUGAAGGAGGACACCAAAGCUGCUGUUCUCAAAUUGGCCAAGUUUCUAGGUCCACAGUAUGGAGAUACAUUGGAGUCCGAUGAUGAAAUUAUGAUGAAGAUUCUCGAUCACACAAGCAUAAAAUUUAUGAAACGCUUUAAUGAAGAUAUGAAGUUAUUUUAUUCCAAUAUAGAUGAAACUAAUUUGAAUGGAACAGAGGUUCCAGAUGGGUUGAAAUAUGUUAUGGAGUAUUUUAAAAUAAAAGAUUUGAAAAUGCCUCAUAACUUCGAAUUAAUACGAAAAGGAGCUGUUGUAGAUUGGAAAAAUUAUUUUUCUCCUGUCCAAUCAAAGCGAUUAAUGGAGAAAUUUUAC
Molecule: messenger RNA, 863 nt
Organism: Limulus polyphemus (Atlantic horseshoe crab)
Lineage: Eukaryota; Metazoa; Arthropoda; Merostomata; Xiphosura; Limulidae
Product: sulfotransferase 1C2-like
Exons: 1
Biological process (GO): sulfation
Cellular component (GO): cytoplasm
Molecular function (GO): sulfotransferase activity
Source: RefSeq, a predicted model, not a curated record